Molecule: messenger RNA, 2253 nt
Organism: Exophiala dermatitidis NIH/UT8656
Lineage: Eukaryota; Fungi; Ascomycota; Eurotiomycetes; Chaetothyriales; Herpotrichiellaceae
Product: retrograde regulation protein 2
Exons: 3
Coding region: 396-2234 (612 amino acids)
Biological process (GO): regulation of transcription by RNA polymerase II
Source: RefSeq, a predicted model, not a curated record
GGCUGGCCUCCCAAACUACACCAAAUGCCCCACGUGCUUCCUGCUUCAACCGGACGAGAAUCCCAAAACAUCCAAGUCCAGAGCUUCAGGUCGCAAACAAUUUCAAGUCGGAACGACUAAUCCGACGGUUAUUACUCUUGGACGAUACAUCGGUAGACGCGGAUACGAUGCACCGUCUCGCACUCAAGUCCUUCAUCUGCCACCUUUAGUAUCCCUCGUUGAGUGUGUCGGAGGCACCAAAUACGAUUACUUUUUAUUAUUGUUCCGCUGUGUCCGAGGAACGCCUGGGAGGAUAUCCUGAGUCAGCAGCGGGAUCGAUUUGAACUCGGAUGAAUUGAAAGUCAACUUCAGACGGGCAAAACUCAGAGAAAAGAGCAAAGCACAGCCGAGCAGCCAUGUUGCGCACACCGGCACCAAGCAGCCUGUAUGGCUUGGUCGAUAUGGGCAGCAACGGCAUCCGCUUCUCCAUCACCGACCUCUCACCCACCACGGCCCGCUGUCUCCCCACAGUCUACCAGGACCGAGAAGGCAUAUCAUUAUUCGACGCCCAAUAUUCCACAGGCGUCAAAGGUCCAAUUCCGCAAGAAACCAUCGACGAAGUCCUUUGCGCGUUGCUGAAAUUCAAAACGGCUUGUCGGGAUUUCGGGGUUCCGGACACAAAUAUCCGCGUGCUGGCUACCGAGGCGACUAGGAAUGCUGUCAAUUCCGAGGAUUUUCGAAGGCAGAUUAAGGAUGCCACGCGGGGUUGGGAGGUCGAUCUUUUGCCAAAGGAGGCGGAGGGGAGGAUUGGCGCGUUGGGUGUUGCGAGUAGUUUUGAGAGUGUCGAGGGGUUGGUUAUGGAUUUGGGAGGUGGGAGCACACAAAUCACCUGGAUGAUCGCCAAAGAUGGAAAAGUGCAAACCAGCCCCAAAGGCAGCAUCAGCUUCCCCUACGGCGCGGCCGCUCUAACACGACAACUGGCGGGCCUUUCCGAGUCAGAGUCUGACGAAACAGAAUCAGUCAAAAAAUCACCACCGUCGAAACAGAAACCAUGGCCAAGCUUGAUACGGGGAGCCUCGUCCUCCUCAGACACCUCGUCAGAGCAAACACCAACUACACGCGCCGAACUAAGCGAGCAGAUGAAAGCCCAAUUUCGACAGGCAUACGAAGACCUGGAACUGCCUGAAUCACUGCGCCACAAAGCCAAACACUCAGGACUAACACUCUACCUUUCCGGCGGUGGGUUCAGGGGCUGGGGAUACCUACUAAUGUCUCAACACCGCGUAUCACCGUAUCCAAUCCCCAUAAUCAACGGGUUCUACGUCGCGAAGCGCGAGUUCCAACAAACAGCAACCAUCUCAGCCGUGGCAGCUGAACAAUCUGUUUUUCGGAUCUCGAAACGACGAGCCGCACAGGUGCCCGCAGUCUCGUUUUUGGUCAACGCCCUAGUCGAGGCAUUGCCCAUGAUCAGUUCGAUCCGGUUCUGCCAGGGCGGCGUGCGCGAAGGCUUCCUCUUCGACACACUUGACUCAUCCCUGCGGGCGCAGAAUCCCCUUGUUGCCGCGACCGCACAGUAUGGUUCAGUAUCGGCGGCUGAGAUUGGUGAUUUGUUACGCUCAGGCCUGCCCGGUGAAAAUGAUCUGGGUCGCUCGCUACCUGCUACUUUCACUGCUUCUCUAGUCCGCGCCCUCGCUGACCUCAUGUACAUCCAUCUCACAUUGCCUAAGGAAUCGAGGGCUGUUUCUGCUCUGCACGCACCGCUCACGGGUGUAUUGGCUUCCGCGCAUGGCAUUUCACAUGCCGAUCGGGCAAUUUUGGCUCUGGCCCUCUCUGCACGCUGGGAUCCAGAUGGGGAGCUUCUGCCUCCUCCUUACGGUGACCUAAGAACCAGGCUGCGCAAUACCCUAACGCAUCAAGAGGUCUUUUGGGCGAAUUACCUCGGUGCCCUGGCUGCGUUAGUUGGUACUGUCUAUCCUGCCGGCCGUGUGACGGAGCCGCCGAGGCUGAAACUCGCUGCGCGCUGGGCUGAUGGAUUGGGCAAAAAGGGCUUGAGUCAGGGUGUUGUGCUGCAGAUUACUUGUGCGAAACAGCAGGAGCAAAAUUCGACGCCGGAAGUCCAUGAUCCAAUGACAACUCCGCCCGUGUUGAAUCCGUUGGUCUAUGAGCUCGAGAAGCUCGGGAAGAAGAAGAACCGUGUUGGUGGAGAGCAUGGCUAUGGAGUGCCCAUUGAGGUUGAGAUUGAGAGAGUGUUGUGAGCUGGGAUUAAUUCCGGGG